AUGGCACAAGAAAAGGUAUUCAGUGUUAGGUACCUAGUGGCAUUCUUCCUUGUCUUCAUAACCAUGGCCUCACGUGGCUCUGCGGUUGGAGUGAACUGGGGAACCAUGGCAACACACCAGCUUCCAACAGAGAAGGUGACCAAGAUGCUUCAAGAAAAUGGUUUUGAUAAACUCAAGUUAUUUGAUGCUGAAGAGUGGAUUAUGGCAGCUCUCAUGGGGACUGAUAUAGAAGUGAUGCUGGCAAUACCCAAUAGCAUGUUGGAAGAGAUUAGUAAGAAUCCUAAGGUUGCAGAUGCUUGGGUUUAUGAAAAUGUCACCAGUUACAUGUACCCUGGUGGACUAAAUAUCAAGUAUGUUGCCGUGGGUAAUGAGCCUUUCCUUAAGGAAUAUAAUGGCAUGUAUAUACAGUCAACUCUGCCAGCACUUAAGAAUAUACAAACAGCGCUCAAUAAUUGGGGCCUGGCUUCAAAGAUCAAAGCCACGGUUCCCUUCAAUGCUGAUGUUUACUAUUCUCCAGACUCAAAUCAAGUGCCAUCAGCUGGUGACUUCAGGCCUGAAGUACGAGACCAGACAAUUGAAAUAAUCCAAUAUUUAUAUUCAAACAAUGCACCUUUCACGGUCAACAUAUACCCCUUCCUUAGUCUUUAUGGAAAUGAUCAUUUCCCCUUCGAUUUUGCAUUUUUUGAUGGAACCAACAAGCCUCUCGUAGAUGGUAAUUCAGUUUACACUAAUGUAUUUGAUGCAAAUCUAGAUACCCUUCUUUGGGCUUUAGAUAAGGCAGGAUUUCCAGACAUGCCAGUUAUAGUUGGAGAAGUGGGGUGGCCAACUGAUGGUGAUAAGAAUGCUAAUGUCCAGAAUGCAAAAAGGUUCAACAUGGGUUUGGUUAAACAUGCUUUGAGUGGAAAUGGUACCCCUAAAAGGAAAGGCAUAAUUGAUAUUUAUCUAUUCAGUCUUAUUGAUGAGAAUGCUAAAAGUAUUGAUCCUGGCAACUUUGAGAGGCAUUGGGGAAUUUUUGAGUUUGAUGGGAAGCCAAAGUAUGAACUAGACUUAACAGGACAAGAAGAGGAUAAGGGUCUGGUUCCUGUGGAGGGUGUGAAGUACAUGGAAAAGCAGUGGUGUAUCUUGGAUCCAGAGACAAGGGACUUGCACUACUUGCCUGAUAGUAUUGACUAUGCUUGUAGCAAAUCUGAUUGUACGGCUUUGGGCUAUGGCUCUUCUUGUAAUAGUCUAACUCUCCAAGGGAAUGCUUCUUAUGCCUUUAAUAUGUAUUAUCAAAUAAAUAACCAGAGGGACGAGGACUGCGAUUUCUCUGGUUUGGCUAUUGUAACGGAUGAGGAUCCAUCAGAAAAGGGUUGUCAAUUUCCUGUGAUCAUCUCUCGUGGCUCUUCUUUAAUGUUGUUGCGCCUAGCAGACAUCAUAAAGAAAGCUUUGGGUCUAUAUAUUUUUCUUGUAUUUUUACUAUAG
Molecule: messenger RNA, 1464 nt
Organism: Abrus precatorius (Indian licorice)
Lineage: Eukaryota; Viridiplantae; Streptophyta; Magnoliopsida; Fabales; Fabaceae
Product: glucan endo-1,3-beta-glucosidase 8-like
Exons: 2
Coding region: 1-1464 (487 amino acids)
Biological process (GO): carbohydrate metabolic process
Cellular component (GO): plasma membrane
Molecular function (GO): hydrolase activity, hydrolyzing O-glycosyl compounds
Source: RefSeq, a predicted model, not a curated record